AUGGGCGAAAAGGAAUCGCAGAGGAAGCGGUACGCACUUGUCGGCACCGGUGGGCGGUCUAGCUUCUACUAUACCGCCAUCGCAACAGACUACAGGGCGACCUCUGAGAUUGUGGGGCUCUGCGAUACCAACCAAACUCGCAUGAAUGUCGCGAACCACAAGCUCGAGUCUUUGGGCCAUGGGAAAGUUCCUACGUUUCUGGCGGUCGAUUUCGACAAGAUGAUCACGACACUGAAGCCGGAUGAAGUAAUCGUGACUGCGGGGCCGGACAGGCUGCACAACAUCUACAUCGUCCGAGCGAUGGAGCUAGGAUGCAAUGUAGUUACAGAGAAGCCCAAGAUCCUGCGCGCCGUCGACCGGACGGGCCAAAAGGUGCGCGUGACCUUCAACUACCGGUACGCGCCGCACAACACGCGCGUCUUCGAGGUCCUUCGCAGCGGCGCCAUCGGCAGGGUGACGAGCGUGCACUUCGAGUGGAUGCUCAACACGUCGCACGGGGCCGACUACUUCCGGCGGUGGCACCGCGACAAGCGCAACAGCGGGGGCCUGCUGGUGCACAAGAGCACGCACCACUUCGACCUCGUCAACUUCUGGCUGCAGACGCGGCCCGAGACGGUGUACGCGCAGGGGGACCUGAGGUUCUACGGGCGCGAGAACGCCGAGGGGAGGGGCGUGUCGAGGUUUUAUACGCGCAGCCAUGGCAGCGAGGUCGCGAGGGGGGACCCCUUUGCGCUGCACAUGGAGGAGAACGAUGGGCUCAAGGCGCUUUACCUUGAUGCUGAGCACGAGGAUGACUACCACCGUGACCAGAGCGUGUUCAGCGAUGGUAUUUCCAUCGAGGACACCAUGAACGUGCUGGUGAGGUACAAGAACGGCGCGGUCAUGACGUACUCGCUCACGGCGUACGCGCCCUGGGAAGGGUUCCGGGUGAGCUUCAUCGGGACAGGAGGGCGGCUCGAGGUCGAGGUCGUCGAGAACAGUUAUGUGAACUCGGGCGGCGACCAGUCGCUCGAAGGGUCGCUGGAGAGGCGCACGAUCCUGCUCCGGCCACUGUUCGAGAAGCCUCAGGAGAUCGAAAUUGGCGAGAGUAAGGGAGCCCACGGUGGAGGCGACUCGGUCCUCCUCCAAGAUUUGUUUGGCGAGCCCGUUUCAGACGAGUACAGACGGGCCGCCAGUCACAUCGACGGAGCGGCCUCGAUCCUUACCGGCAUCGCCGCCAACAUAUCGAUUGCGACGGGGCAGGUGGUGAAGUGUGAUGACAUCUUGGCUUUGCCAGGGUGA
Molecule: messenger RNA, 1281 nt
Organism: Diaporthe citri
Lineage: Eukaryota; Fungi; Ascomycota; Sordariomycetes; Diaporthales; Diaporthaceae
Exons: 3
Coding region: 1-1281 (426 amino acids)
Molecular function (GO): nucleotide binding
Source: RefSeq, a predicted model, not a curated record